UGAAGGUACCCCAAGUCCCCAUCCCCCCUAACACACCAAAGUAUGCCUAUGGAAGAGUGAACAUGAUGCUGAUGUCCACUGUUCCUAAUCUAUUGGACAAGCUGACCCACCAUGGCCCUUUUGUCACUAGAUACCCUCUUACCAUGGAACAAGUCUACCAGAACUAUGGUUUCAUAUACUAUCGCCAUGUGGUGAAGUUAGACUGGCACAAUGCAGUGCUGGAUGUCUCUGCAGUACGAGACAGGGGAUAUGUUUUGAUUAACAGUGUACCUCAAGGUGUGGUCAUCAGGGAGUCCAGCCAGACUAAACUGACCAUCACAGCCCUGACUGGUCAGUACCUGGACAUCCUGGUGGAAAACCAGGGGAGGAUUAACUAUGGGUCAGGCAUCAACAAUAACACCAAGGGUCUGAUUGCUAAUGUUACUAUAAAUGGACUCAUCCUGAAAGAUUGGUUUAUAUAUCCACUGAAUGUGUCAGAAAAGGUGCUUAAUAACCUGGACUCAGCAGUCCAGUCCAAACAAAGUUCUCCUCCCAAGUAUUCUGGUGUCAGCCAGUACAUUACUCCUUCCUUAUUUGUGGGCCAGAUCCAGAUGCCCAACAAAACUGGGUUCCCACAGGAUACAUACCUCAGGACUGAUGGCUGGUUUAAAGGCCAGGCCUAUGUCAAUGGGUUUAACCUGGGGCGGUACUGGCCCAGUGCAGGCCCCCAGCUGACUCUCUAUGUCCCCAAGGGGGCCCUCAGGCCCUACCCCGCCACUAACACACUGGUGCUCCUAGAGCUGGAAUAUGCUCCAUGUAGCCAGACACGAAAUGAGAUUGAGGUGGACUACUGCUUUGUGGAGUUUGUGACCACACCUGUUAUCAAUGCCACUACUGUUAGUCUGGAGAGGAGGGAGGAAUGGAAUAGGGCUGGGGGAUUUAAUUGGCAUGAUCAGCAUUAAAAGGGGGGGUGGUGGGUGAUUGUGAUUUUAUAUAUUUGGGUACAGGUGCUACCAGUUGAAUUGACUUAUCUUUUUAAAAAAAUUAUUAGUGGUGUUUUUUUAUAGAUUCAGAGUUAGGGACAACGAUGGUGAAAUGUGUGGCAAUAUAUCUAACUUUUUUUGAUGUGAUUUUUUUAUAAAUUUUAUGAAUUGCUGUUCACAUCUCUAUUUCUUAUACUUCCACAUAGUUAUGUAUUUAUGUGCAAUUUGAUUGUUAUCUCAUGCAGCUGAAUGACAUUCUAUGUGAUUGGUUUGAAAAAUUUGGAAAUUGAUUAAACAGCUUCAUAUCAAAUGUGAGAUUAUCUGCACCAUCGAUAACACACAUAUGCGCACAUGCGCACACACACACACAUACACAUUGAUAUCUAGAUAAAUUUACAUUAUCCAUGCAUCACAUUUAUAUAUCUUUUAACAUAUAUUUUUUUCUGUUAGGAAAUUUCAUACAGAUCAUUAUAUAAUAGCAUUCUUAAAUAUUUUCAUAGUUGUCUUUUCAAAUUACAUAUCAUCUUUAUGCCCGUCUUAAGCUGCUCUGACUAUAUGAAAUCCAGAAUCAUUUGAAUUCAAUCCCAAAAGUAUGAAGGCAGUAGUAGUAGUUGUAAUUGAUAGAAUUUCCCAGAUGAAAUUAUUGUUAAAAUGUGCAUUCACUUGAUCAAACAUUCCAAUUGAUUAUUAAAUGUUUCUCUAGCGAAGUUGCAUAUUAGGUUUCAGAUAUUGUGACUGAUUAGGACUAUAGCGUAUGACUGCAAUAUUUGUUUUGAAUGAGAUUUAGUUUUAAAUAUAUAAAUGUAAUAAUAUAUAUAUUGUGAGAUCAAGUGAGUGAUGAAUGAUAGCAAGAAAAGUUAAUGGCCAGUUAAACACAAGAAAACUUGUUAGUAUACAUAUUUUAAAAAGACUGGUAUAAGAGUUAAGAUAGUGAUAGGAGUCUCUCAACUGAGAAUCUGAAAACACAAUCAGAAUUUGUUUCUCCAGAGUGCUAGUCCAUCAAACAGUAUGUCAACAAAACAUUUUAUACAGAAAAGUGUUCAUUUUAUGCAGAAAAGUUCUUUGUUGCUCUGGGUCAAACCCACAUGUGAUAUGCCUACGAAGUCUUUAUAUUUUUGAAUACCUCAUUGUUAUGUCCGUAUGAGUUUGUCUCAUUUGUGUUCUUUGAGAAAACGUGCUGGCACUGUAUUGUUUUGUGAUAUUGUAUUUGUUACUUCAUAUUACAACAAGGUCCUUUGGAAUCCUCUUGGGGUUCUCAUUAGUUGAGGGAUGUUCUAGUUGUGGACAAUGUUUGUGUACAUUACUGGAUUUACAAAGGUGCUGCUUGUUUGCUUGCUUAUUUCAUUUUGACUAGUCCAAGAGUGCCUCACUCACUUCAAGGAGCCUUCCUGGUUAUGUGGAAGGUUACACUUCAAGUCCGUUAAAUUAUGCUAUUUUACAGCAAUAAACAUUGAUUAAUUAGCGACAGAGUAAAAUUCUGCUAGAAAUGAGUAUGUUAACGUCUUUGUGAAUAAAAAGUUGUUUACACAUAAA
Messenger RNA from Lingula anatina, 2495 nucleotides. RefSeq names its product beta-galactosidase. NCBI's taxonomy places the organism in Eukaryota, Metazoa, Brachiopoda, Lingulata, Lingulida, Lingulidae. The record is from RefSeq and is a predicted model, not a curated record. Gene Ontology annotation, molecular function: beta-galactosidase activity. Gene Ontology annotation, biological process: carbohydrate metabolic process.